Molecule: messenger RNA, 2472 nt
Organism: Penicillium antarcticum
Lineage: Eukaryota; Fungi; Ascomycota; Eurotiomycetes; Eurotiales; Aspergillaceae
Exons: 7
Coding region: 1-2472 (823 amino acids)
Biological process (GO): regulation of DNA-templated transcription; DNA-templated transcription
Molecular function (GO): zinc ion binding; DNA-binding transcription factor activity, RNA polymerase II-specific; DNA binding
Source: RefSeq, a predicted model, not a curated record
AUGGCAUGUAUAGCAUGUCGUGAGAGUAAAGUCAAGUGUGAUGGCGAUGGCAAUGAGAAGUGCUCUAGCUGCGUGAACAAGCUGCGUGAAUGUCGAUACCAAGCCGUGGACAAGAGAAAACUGCCCCUGCGAGUUGCUAUAGAGCUGCUAACAAGUCGGGUCAACCAGCUCUAUCUAUUUGUUCAUCAAAAUGGAUUAGAACCCCCAUGCAUGCCGCAAGAAAAAGAUGCAGCUCUAGCAAAAGUACUUGACAUACUAGGGCUAACUGAGUUCCACUCCGCUUCGCCUCAACUUAAUGCCCAUUCCUCGAGCGCGACUGUGACUGAGCGUCUACCGUCUGAUACACCAACUUUGUUGAAUUUCCCCACUGACCUGGGUGUUACGGGAGAUGCCGAGAAUCUAAUAGAUCAUGCCUCUAUGGAAGAUGCUUUGUGUGCUCCUCAUCCGGAUAUUAUUCAAAUCCCAGACUCUCAGGCUGUGCCCGAGUUACCUAUAGUUUCGGAUGAGACUACGGACAUUCCACUCACAGAUUCAUACCCAUUGGAAGAUAUCUCUGAUACCCCACUAGCCAGCUUGGACUGGAAUCUUGAAAUUGUCAAAUGCAUGACUCCACCAUCCCAGGACUUUCAGGGCCUACUUGGUGGCACCUCCUCGGUAGAGACACUGGAGCGGGAAUUAGAGGGAUUGCCGGAUCCCUUCGGACCUCCUGUUACCACCAGUUCAGGAAGUCCCGAGAAAGAAACAAGAAGUCCGGAAAGGAUAGAAGAUCUCAUCGACGAACUCUCUGACCGGGUGGGAACAUUACGCUUCGGUCCUGAAGGACAGCCCCAUUUCUAUGGCCCUACUUCAACAUUUAAUCUUCCCGAUGCUCCUGUGACUACUAAACCCCAAACACAUCGUACGUUGGAUUUUUGUGACAAUGAUAUUGAUCCUGGUGAGGAAGCCCCUCUAGCUCUGGAUGAGCACCUGCUCAACCUAUACUUUACUUGGCAAGAUCCAUCAUUCCAUGUGGUUGAUCGAGAAAUGUUUGAGAAAGCAAGAAGAGCCUGGCAAGCAAAAGAAGAAACACCAUUUUAUUCCGAGGCACUCUGCUACGCAAUGUGCUCUCUCGGUGCAGCCUUUGAAACUCGAUAUCAUCCAUCCUUCGUCACAUUUCCAAAGUCUUUAGUGGAACACUUUGGAGACCGUGCAAAGGCACUUCUUGAGAUUGAGCUAGACUCUCCCUCUGUAGCCACAGUUCAAGUUCUGGUAAUUAUGAGCAGUCAUGAGGUUGGAAAUGGCCAAGAUACUCGAGGGUGGCUUUACAGUGGAAUGGCUCUACGGCUUGCUUUCGAUCUCGCUCUUCAUAUUGAUCUUUCUUCAUAUGUUGCUCGUGGAUCUAUCACUGCUGCUGAUGCGGGGUUACGCCGGACUGUUUUCUGGGCGGCAUAUAUGGUUGACCAUCUUGUCGGAUUCAACCUUGGCAGACCGUUCUACACCAACAUGGGGAAUGUGACAGUAAAGAAACCAAAUACUGACACCUGCCGCCAAGAGCCCUCCAAAUGGAGACCAUACGCAUGCCCUAUUUCAUUCGGCAACAAAUACGAGUCAAUAGACUUAGUAGAAGCCGUGAGUGAACAAGAAGUAUCUCUUUGUGAGGUGAUGGCACCUUGUGGCUACUUCCUCUACGGAAGCUCAAACCUCUCAAAACUCCUCCUCCAACAGCAAAACGUCAAAGUCGUCGCUCGCCUCCUAGACUGGAAAGCCUCACUCCCCCAGUCCCUUCAAAUCGAUCUAAACGACCACGCAACCCCCUAUCUCCCACACGUCCUCCUCCUGCACAUGCAAUUCUUCCAGAACUUAAUUCACUCCCACCGACCCUGGAUGUCAAAGGACUAUCUCCAACCUCAACCACCCGUAGGACCAGGCCACACGCACGCAAGGGAGAUGUGCAUCCAAUCUGCAAUCUCCAUCGCGAAGAUCCUAGUUCUCUACGAGAAAAGAUAUACCCUCCGCUGGAUAAACGUCAAAGCAGUCUCCAUCACAUCCUCCGCUAUUCUGCUUCUUCUUUUUGCGGCUGUAUCACACUACCCGCUCGCGAAGAAUGAAGAUAUAACCGCUCAUCUUGGAACGUGCUUUAGGGCCCUUGAUGAGUUCUCUUUGUCUUGGCAGAGUGCUAAUAAAGUUAAGGAUUUGUUGAUUCGGUUACAGUAUAAAUGGGAGUUGAAGACCCGUGCUAGAAAGCAGAGUCGGGCUUUGGACGGGGAUAUUGAUCCCCCGAGAAAGAUGUCGCGGACGGCGAAUAGCUCUGCGACUGGGCAUGGGGUUUCACGGUCUGAUGAUGGUAUUUCACUUGCGCAUCCUAGUCUGCGGGAUUUGCAACCUGAUUCCGGGCUUGGGUGGAUGCUUAUGCUUAGUGGACAGCUUCCGGCUGAUGGUGAUGAAGAUCUUUAUUCUAGUGUUGCUAAUACUGCUAUUCCUGGGGUUUACUAG